CUAAGCGGCCCCAGCUAAUGACGUCACUACUCACCGUAAGUCACAUCUAAAUCUGACGGCGUCACAACACCCACAAGGCACUUUAACCGAACCGGUUUGACAUGGUAAAAGGGUGUUGUUUUCAUAAACCGGUAAAUUAAUAAAGAAACAAUGGAAACGAAUCGGUUCAGUUUGGUUUGUUAUUUGAUAUUUGGUACGGUUAUGGGUCUUAUAAACCGGAUUAUUAACGGCGUGAAAUAAACCGUCAGAGAAAACUUUAUAUUCGUCGCUUUCCCUCUCAUCCCUUUUCUCAGUCUCUCUCUCUCUCUAAAAAGAGAGAAGGAACAAAGCAAAGCCCUCGCGAGCAUCUCUCUUUUUCUCGCUUUCUCAGUCUAACAGAAGCGAAAGUGUCGUCUUCCUCUUAGCUGGCGACGUUUUAAAACUUCGGGGAGCAGGUUCGAUUGUUGUGAUUCCCUCUCUCUCUCUCUCUCUCUCAGCAUAUGAACAUGGCUUGCAGAUUUGGGGGGCCUUAAUCGCGGAUCUGUUUAUCCAUGUCACUAAGUUCAGAGAUGGGGAAUGCGUGUUGUGUUGCUGCUCCUGACAAAAUGGUCCUCUCAGCUGCUGAGACUGAGAGGAGGCAUUCUCCUCCUUGGAGUUUCCGCUGGGAUAAUCAUAAUCAUAAUCAUAAUCAUAAUAGAGGAGGAGGACGUGUUGCUGGGGAAGACUCCUCUCUUAGUCGUUUAGAUAGCCUUCAGACUCAGUCACUGCUCAAAUCUCCCCCCUCAGAUCUUUCUUUUCCAGUAAAUAAUCAUUCCAUGGAUACAGUCCUUGAGCAGAAAGAAAAUGAUUCAACAGCACCUACACAGCCAUCUCCUGAUGCACAAUUGUCUUCACCACCAUCUUCUUUCCCAGCGUCACGACUUCCGUCCCAGAGCUACUUGCAUCCUGCAAGUUCAUCCACACUUCAACUGACACAGCGCCCUCGUCUAUUAAAGCAACUCUCAGAUGGUCAGAACUAUGGAAUUAACUCUCUAAGCAGAAGCUCACCAACUGAAGAGAGGCAGGGAGCUUCUUUCAGAUAUGAUUCUUCUCGAAGUGGACCAUCUGAAGGUUGGUCACGGCAAGCCUUUUCUGAAAUUAUGUCAUCUUCUCGCUGCAACCAGCCUUUGUCUAAUGAUAACGACUGCUUUGGCCUUGAACGUGACAAGAUUGCCGAACUUGGCAACCGAAUGUCCAAUCAUCAGCAGCAAACCUGUGCUGCAUGCGCUAGACCCUUGUCGGAGAAAUCCUUGUGGAGCAGACAAAAUAUCUUUAUGACCAAUGAGCUCUCUGUGUCUGCAGUUCUAGCUUGUGGGCAUGUCUAUCAUGGUGACUGUUUAGAGCAGAUGACGCCAGAAGUCGAUAAGUUCGACCCAUCAUGCCCAAUCUGUACACUGGGGGAGAAGAAAACAGCGAUGCUGUCAGAGAAAGCAUUGAACGUGGAGAUGAAUUUGAAAGCUAAAAGACUUAGAAACCGAGUUUUGGAUGGUGAUUUUGAUUGCGAUGAUUUUGUAAUGUUUGAUCACAGCCACAUGGCUUCAGCAGCAGCAGCAGCAGCCAAGAGCCCUAAACUGGUAUCGAGUUCGAGCGUCAAGAGCUAUUCCGCAAAGCCUUUCUUGGCUAGACAUUUCUCUUUUGGGUCCAGAGGUAACAGUAAAUCCACUAAAGAAGAUCUUCCUGUCAGAAAGAAAGGCUUCUUCUGGACUAAAUCCAGCAAAAUAUGAACUUAUUCUGCGUUGCUCUGUGAAGCAUAGAACUCGAAACACACACACACGGACACGGUACCAUUCAUUUAAGACAGGCCAUUUGUAGUUGCACAUUGUCCUCAUAUGCUUUUUUUUUUUUAAAUUGGUUACUUAAUUUUCACACUUGUAAUUUUGUAAAGUUACAAAUUUAGAAUACAAGAUUGGGGUUGAAAACAACAUUGAAUCACUAGUCUAUAAAUUAUUCUGGCUGUGCAUAGA
This is a messenger RNA of Brassica rapa (field mustard), 1982 nucleotides long. RefSeq lists its product as uncharacterized. NCBI's taxonomy places the organism in Eukaryota, Viridiplantae, Streptophyta, Magnoliopsida, Brassicales, Brassicaceae. The record is from RefSeq and is a predicted model, not a curated record.